AUACAUAUUCCAGGAAGACCUGCAAUUCUACAACAUUUCUAAGUGAUUGGCCGGCAAUGUGGAGCUCUUGUGUUCAUGUUGUUGUUGUGCUUGCUUCUCUUCUUGUUCUUCUGCACUCGGUAGCUCUAGUCUCAGCUGAUAAGGACUCUACCACUAGUCAGUGGCAAACACUCAAAGGCAAGCCGCCUUUGGUCAUAGCACGCGGGGGAUUUUCAGGAUUGUUCCCUGGUUCUAGUUCUGUGGCAUAUGACUUCACAUUGUCCACUAGUGUACCAGAUGUGUUACUUUGGUGCGAUGUCCAACUGACCAAGGAAGGAGCUGGAAUUUGCUUUCCAGAUCUGCUACUAAGUAACAGUUCUGAUGUUGAUAUUAUAUAUCCAAAGACGGUCAAGACUUACACCAUAGAUUAUACUCUCAAAGACCUUGCAAAUGUUUCUGUUACUCAGGGAAUAUAUAGUCGAAUUGAUAGGUUUGAUGGCAACGGGUACCAAAUUCUCACUGUUGAAGAUGUCGCUAAGAUUUUGAAACCACCAGCAGGCUUAUGGUUGAAUAUUGAGAACAAUAUUUUCUUCUCACAACACAACUUGAGUAUGAGAAACUUCGUGCAUUCUGUAAUGAGAAAAGUGGUUGUCAAUUACAUCUCAUCACCCGAGGUGGCUUUCCUGAACAGCAUUAAAGGAGCUGUUAGUCCAAGAACUACUAAGUUGGUCUUUCGGUUUCUGGGACUAACUGAGAUUGAGCCUUCAACCAAUCAAACUUAUGGAUCUCUGUUAAAGAAUCUCACAUUUAUCAAGACAUUUGCCUCAGGAAUUCUAGUUCCUAAAACUUACAUAUGGCCUGUCACAACUGACAAUUAUUUAGAACCACACACUUCACUUGUUUUGGAUGCUCAUAAAGCAAAACUAACAGUGUUCGCGUCCGGAUUUAUGAAUGAUGCCACAUUACCCUACAAUUACAGUUAUGAUCCAUUAGCUGAGUACCUGUCAUUCAUUGACAAUGGCAACUUCACUGUUGAUGGUGUCCUGUCAGACUUUCCAAUAACUCCAUCAGCAGCCAUAGAUUGCUUUGCUCACCUAAGACAAAAUGCUUCAGUGCAAGACAAGCCUUUGGUUAUUUCAAAAAAUGGAGCAAGCGGAGACUAUCCUGAUUGUACUGAUUUGGCAUAUAUGAAAGCGCUUGAAGAUGGUGUGGAUGUGCUCGAUUGUCCUGUCCAAAUGUCUAAGGAUGGGAUACCAUUUUGCUCAAGUUCUAUUAGUCUUAAUGAUAUCACAACAGUUGCUCAAUCAAGUUUUCAGAACUUCACAAUGGUUGUUCCGGAGUUUCAGGCUGAAGGUAGAAUAUAUACCUUUAGCCUGACAUGGGAUCAGAUCAAAACAUUACAACCAAGCAUAUCAAACCCCCAGGAAUACUACAAGUUGUACAGAAAUCCAAGGUUCAGAAGGGCUGGGACUUACGUGAAAUUAUCUGAUUUCCUUAACAUGGCAAAGAACAGGAGCUCUGUUUCUGGUGUCUUGAUCAGCAUAGAGUAUGCGGCGUAUCUUGCAGAGAAGCAGGGAUUAAGUGUAACAGAUGCAGUCAUUACUGAGUUGAACAAAGCUGGUUUGGACAAUCAGACAGGCCUAGAUAUCAUGAUUCAGUCCACCAACAGUUCUGUUCUAAUGAAAUUUAAGGAGAAAAGCAAGUGUAAACUUGUUUACAAAAUUGAAGAAGUUAUUAGAGAUGCCCUUCACACAACUCUUCAGGACAUCAAGAAGUUUGCCGAUGCUGUGGUCAUCAACAAGGCCUCUGUCUUUCCUGAAAAUGUUGAAUACGUCAUUGGAGCAACCGAUGUUGUAACAAAGCUGCAUGCAUUUGAUCUUCAUGUUUAUGUUGAACUGUUCAGCAAUGAGUAUUUAUCUCAAGCAUGGGACUUCUUCUCGGAUCCAACUGUUGAGAUCAAUUCGUUUGUCUCGGGGGUCAAUGUUGAUGGUAUUAUCACAGACUUCCCCAAAACAGCUGUUAGAUACAAAAGGAACAAGUGUUUAUUUUAUAGAGAGAGACCUAGCUACAUGAAGCCUAUCCAGCCAGGCGUGCUGUUUACAGCUAUUUCUCCAGCUCAAUUGCCACCGGUUGAGGCUCCAAAUCCGGUGCUGACUGAGAGUGAUGUGACUGAGCCACCUUUGCCUUCUGCCUUAGCUCCGCAGAUCACAGGCGGACCUACAGUAGCACCAACACCACCACCUCCAAAUGGGCAGCCUAAGAUUAAUGCUGCAUGCUUCUUCCUCUCAAAUCUGGCUUUGCUUGCAAUUGUUGCCACCCUUUUGCAGCUCUAAAACUGCGAGGCAGUCGAUUUGCACUUUAGUAGAUCAUGCUCUUGUAGUUUUCAAAUGAACAUCAGCUAACAAUUUAUCAAAUUUGAUUACUUG
Molecule: messenger RNA, 2405 nt
Organism: Fragaria vesca subsp. vesca
Lineage: Eukaryota; Viridiplantae; Streptophyta; Magnoliopsida; Rosales; Rosaceae
Product: probable glycerophosphoryl diester phosphodiesterase 2-like
Exons: 9
Coding region: 57-2312 (751 amino acids)
Biological process (GO): lipid metabolic process
Molecular function (GO): glycerophosphodiester phosphodiesterase activity
Source: RefSeq, a predicted model, not a curated record